CGGUGUCCAGGCAGCAGGAUGUAGAGGGCUGUUUAGAUUUCCCAGUGGAGUCCCCGAAAGGGACAGCCUCAUGGAAAGACAGCUUCUAAACAAUAAGAAAUAGGAGGAGUUAACAGUACCUGACGGGGGGGCUGCUCUUCAUCAAGUGCUGCUCCGCAAGGAAAAUAAUUUGCAAGCGUUAUGAAGGCGGAGAAGGAUCCCGAAGACGAAGAAAAUAUCGUUAGAGAUCCAAGCUAAGUGUAGCCCAGCAUGAAGAUUGUGGAACAGGAAGAUUUGUAACGAGAGGGACGGAUUCACUGCUUAGGAGUUUGUCUGAGGGCGUGCUUUGUGAGCCACAGAGAUUUGUAACUUAAUGCAAAGUAGCUUGCUGCUAGCAACCAGAAACUAAAUCCUGUCUAUGAUGAACUGUUGGUUUUCUUGUGCUCCCAAGAACAGACAUGCAGCAGAUUGGAACAAAUAUGAUGACCGAUUGAUGAAAGCCGCAGAGAGGGGAGAUGUAGAAAAAGUUUCCUCAAUCCUUGCUAAAAAGGGCAUCAAUCCAGGCAAACUUGAUGUGGAAGGCAGAUCUGCCUUCCAUGUUGUGGCCUCCAAGGGGAAUCUUGAAUGUUUGAAUGCCAUCCUUGUACAUGGCGUUGAUAUUACAACCAGCGACACUGCAGGAAGAAAUGCUCUUCACCUGGCUGCAAAGUAUGGGCAUGCCUUAUGUCUACAAAAACUUCUACAGUACAAUUGUCCCACUGAACACGUAGAUCUUCAGGGAAGAACCGCACUUCAUGACGCAGCCAUGGCAGACUGUCCUUCCAGCAUACAGCUGCUUUGUGACCAUGGGGCCUCCGUGAAUGCCAAAGAUGUGGAUGGGCGGACACCACUGGUUCUGGCUACUCAGAUGUGUAGGCCAACAGUAUGUCAACUGCUGAUAGAUAGGGGGGCGGAGAUUAAUUCCAGAGACAAACAAAACAGAACUGCUCUCAUGCUAGGUUGCGAGUAUGGUUGUAAAGAUGCUGUAGAAGUCUUACUUAAAAAUGGUGCUGACGUAAGCCUGCUGGAUGCCCUGGGCCAUGAUAGUUCUUACUAUGCAAGAAUUGGGGACAAUCUGGACAUUCUAACUUUAUUGAAGACUGCGUCAGAAAAUACCAACAUAGGGAGAGAACUUUGGAAGAAAGGACCAUCUUUACAGCAGCGAAAUUUGCCAUACAUGCUAGAUGAAGUAAAUAUGAAGUCAAGUCAGAGGGAGCAUCGAAACAUUCAGGAUCUGGAGAUUGAAAAUGAAGAUUUGAAAGAGAGGUUGAGAAAAAUUCAGCAAGAACAGAGAAUAUUACUGGAUAAAGUCAACGGUUUACAACUACAGCUGAAUGAGGAAGUAAUGGUUGCUGAUGAUCUGGAAAGUGAGAAAGAAAAGCUGAAAUCCCUUUUGGUGGCUAAAGAAAAGCAACAUGAAGAAAGCCUAAGAACUAUUGAGACUCUGAAAAAUAGAUUUAAAUAUUUUGAGAGCGAUCAUUUAGGAUCAGGAAGUCAUUUCAGUAACCGAAAAGAAGAUAUGCUUCUCAAACAGGGUCAAAUGUACAUGGCAGAUUCACAGUGUACUUCCCCAGGGGUGCCAGCCCACAUGCAGAGCAGGUCUAUGUUAAGACCACUGGAGCUGUCAUUAACCAAUCAGACCUCAUAUUCCGAAAAUGACAUUUUAAAGAAAGAGUUAGAAGCAAUGAGAACUUUCUGUGAAUCGGCAAAACAAGACCGCCUCAAGCUCCAGAAUGAGUUGGCGCACAAGGUGGCCGAGUGCAAAGCUUUAGCGCUAGAAUGCGAACGGGUCAAGGAGGAUUCCGAUGAGCAGAUAAAGCAGUUAGAAGAUGCACUGAAGGAUGUGCAGAAGAGAAUGUAUGAGUCCGAAGGUAAAGUAAAACAAAUGCAGACGCACUUUCUUGCCCUUAAAGAGCACCUGACAAGUGAAGCAGCCACAGGGAGCCACAGACUGACGGAGGAGCUGAAGGACCAGCUGAAGGACAUGAAGGCAAAAUACGAGGGCGCAUCAGCCGAAGUGGGAAAACUGCGAAACCAAAUCAAACAAAAUGAGCUGUUAGUAGAACAGUUUAGGAGGGAUGAAGACAAGCUGGUGGAAGAGAAUAAGCGAUUGCAGAAGGAACUGAGUACAUGUGAAACGGAGAGAGACAAGAAAGGAAGGAGGGUCGCUGAGGUGGAAGGCCAGGUAAAAGAACUCUUAGCAAAGUUGGCCCUUUCGGUUCCGACAGAAAAAUUUGAGAGCAUGAAGAGCUUUUUAUCAAGCGAAGUAAACGAGAAGGUGAAAAAAGUAGGAGAGAUGGAAAGAGAGUAUGAAAAAUCACUUACUGAAAUCAGACAGUUAAAGAGAGAGCUUGAGAAUUGUAAGGCCAAACUGGCUCAGCACGUCAAGCCAGAGGAGCACGAGUGGCUCAAAAGCAGACUGGAGCAGAGAGCGGGAGAACUUGCGAAGAAGGUCACCGAACUCACGUCGAAAAAUCAGACAUUGCAGAGGGAUGUUGAAAAGGUUUAUCUGGAUAAUAAGCUCCUCAGCCAGCAAGUACAGAACUUAACAAGUGAAAUGAAAAAUCAUUAUGUUCCCCUACAAGUCAGUGAAGAAAUGAAAAAGUCACAUGAUGUCACCGUUGAUGAGCUGAAGAAACAGCUUUUAGAUGUAACACAAAAAUACACAGACAAGAAGCUGGAAAUGGAGAAAUUGCUGAUGGAAAAUGACAGUUUAAGUAAGAAUGUUAGCCGCUUGGAAACUGUGUUCGUGCCCCCUGAGAAACACCAGAAAGAGGUCACGGCUCUGAAAUCCAGUGUCGCUGACCUCAAACGACAGCUGUCUGAACUGAAUAAGAAGUGCGGUGAAGACCGAGAGAACAUAAAUGCACUUGUGUCUGAAAACACUAACUUGAAAAAGACCCUGAGUACCCAGUAUGUGCCGGCUAAAACCCACGAGGAGGUGAAAACCGAGCUGAAGGGUACACUGGAUAAGGCCCACAGAGAAUUACUAGAUGUGAAGAAAAAAUUUGAAGAUCUCAAUCAGGAAUUUGUAAAAACAAAAGGUGAGAAUGAAAUCCUCAGAAGAAACCUGGAAAACACUCAGAGCCAAAUAAAAGCUGAGUACAUCAGCCUCCGAGAGCACGAGGAGAAGAUGAGCGCCGUAAACCAAAGCAUGGAGAGGGUGCAGGGUAACAGCGUGGAAAUCCUGGCCGACUACAGAAAGGGGCAAGAGGAGAUUGUGACACUGCAUGCCGAAAUCGAAGCCCAGAAGAAGGAACUUGACACGAUACAGGAAUGCAUUAAGCUCAAAUAUGCUCCGAUCGUCAGCUUCGAAGAGUGUGAGAGAAAAUUUAAAGCAGCAGAGAAAGAACUAAAAGAACAGUUAGCAGAGCAGACGCAGAGAUCCCAUGUCAGGGAAGAAGAGGCCAAGAAGUACAAGCAGGAGAAUGACAAGUUGAAGAAGGAGAUUGGCACUCUUCAGAAGGAUUUAAAGGAUAAGAAUGUUCUCGUUGAGAACUCUCAUGACACGGAGAGAGCACUAAACAGGAAAACAGAAGAGCUAAACAAACAGUUGAAAGACCUGUUACAGAAAUACACGGAGGUGAAGACUGAGAAGGAAAAGCUGGUCAACGAAAAUGCCAGACAGACUUCUGAGCUUCGCGCAGCCCAGACCCUUCUGCAAAAGCAGCAUGUUCCAUUGCAACAGGUGGAGGCCCUGAAAAAAUCUCUUAACAGCACCGUUGAGCAUCUAAAGGAGGAACUGAAGAAUAAGCAGAGGUGUUAUGAGAAAGAGCAACAGACAGUGGCCAAACUGCAUCAGAUGUUGGAGAACCAAAAGAACUCUUCGGUGCCCCUGGCAGAGCAUUUGCGGAUUAAGGAAGCAUUCGAGAAGGAAGUGGGCAUCAUAAAGGCCAGCCUGAGGGAAAAGGAAGAAGAAAGCCAAAACAAAACUGAAGAGGUCUCCAAACUCCAGUCCGAGGUUCAGAACACUAAACAAGCAUUAAAAAAAUUGGAGACGAGAGAGGUGGUUGAUUUGUCUAAGUAUAAAGCAACAAAAAGUGAUUUGGAGACCCAGAUUUCCAACCUAAAUGAGAAACUGGCCAAUCUGAAUAGAAAGUAUGAAGAAGCCUGUGAGGAGGUGCUGCAUGCCCAAAAGAAGCAACUUUCUGCCAAAGAUGAGAAGGAAUUACUACAUUUCAGCAUUGAGCAAGAAAUCAAGGAUCAGCAGGAGCGGUGUGAUAAGUCCUUAACAACAAUCACAGAGUUACAGAAAAGAAUCCAGGAAUCGGCCAAACAAAUUGAAGCAAAAGAUAAUAAGAUAACAGAACUGCUUAAUGACGUGGAAAGACUCAAGCAGGCACUCAGCGGCCUUUCACAGCUCACGUCCCCGAGUGGGAGUCCCGGCAAGAGGCAGAGCCAGCUGGUUGACACCCUGCAGCAGCAAGUGAAGUCCCUGCAGCAGCAGCUGGUUGACGCCGACAGACAGCACCAAGAGGUGAUUGCAAUUUAUCGGACACAUCUUCUUAGUGCUGCACAGGGUCACAUGGACGAAGAUGUGCAGGCGGCCUUACUCCAGAUCAUACAGAUGCGGCAGGGGCUUGUGUGCUAACAGCAGUCCUGACCAGCCAGGGUGUGCUUUAGCUGUGGUGCUGAGCAUUCCCUGUGCAACUCCACGGCCUUCCUGGGCUGCCGUGUGCUAGUAUAAUUGAAAUAAAAUAUAUUUUGUUUCAUCAGCAAGUUUUUUUUUUUUAACUAGAUGGGUAUGUUACUGAGUUUUUCCAUAUCAGUUCAAAUCUUAUAGUCUAUAUAUGUUAAUUUUACAGUUAGGCAAACAACCCAACACUGUCUCGGAUGGACUACGUAUAUUUAAGCUGUUGAGUCCCUAAUAAAACAUAAGCCACCUUCGUAGGUCCAUAAUGAAGAAGGGUUAGGCUGAAAUAAUUUUUAAAGAUUUCUUUCAGGGAAAUUAAUUUGGUAAGUGGAUCAAAAGAUCUUUCAGAUCUUCAGUUGAGCCAUGAGACCAAAUGUGAUUUUAAGGAAUGCAUCAUAACUUGGCUGGCCAAGUUGCAUUUUUAUUGAAGUAACUUCAUGAGUGCCUUUGACUUCUUUUAGAGGUACAGAUUUUUUUCUUCUUACACUAGUAACUUUUAUGCCCCUUUAAAUACAUUUCUUUUCAUAAAGUGGUGUGCAGUGCUAAAUUACAUUUAGAUUAAAAACAGGCAAGGGUAGGAUGUAUUAGGAAUUUAUAUUAAAAUGGCCUCAGAAUAUCCACAGCAGUAUCUUAAUUUUUCACUUGUGGUGAUUUCUCUCACCAUAGUAUUUAGAGAACUAUGAUAAAUGGUAUACUAGAUUUUUCAGAGUGUCAAAUAUUUUAGGCUUUUUAAAGCAAUUACUUUGACAUUUGCUACUAUAGUAACCAAACAUUCAUUAUACACACAUCCUCCAAAUACUUUGUACUUAUUUAUAGGAAAAUUGCACUAAUAAAAUUAAUAAUGUGAAAUGCAGUUUUCAUGCAAAAUUAGAGAACUGAUUUUAGAAAACAGAUCUUUCAGGUUUCAGAUGAAAGUACAAUUUAAUAGAGUAAACUGUAAGAAUGUAGAUCACAAGGAAAUGAUAAAAUUGGCCAUGUAUUAGUAAAUACUCUAUUGUAACCAACCAUUUUUAUUAACUACAUCUCAUUAAGGAGAGUUUAUAUGUUUUGCUAUUUUUAUUAAUAUUUUGUUUACCAUUCAGAUCGAAGAUUACUAAUUUGACUGUUAGCAAAUAAACUGAACAAAUGAAUCCUUUCAACCAAGUUUUCGUUUAAUUGCAAAAUGUGCCUUAGCAAUAAUCUUUGAACAUUGUGAACCAGAUUUCUUUUCUUUUCUUUUCUUUUUUUUUUUUAUGCCCAAUGUGGGGCUCGAACUCACGACCCUGAGAUCAAGAGUCACAUGCUCCACCGACUGUGCCAGCCGGGCGCCCCCGAACCAGAUUUUUUGGUUCCAAUUUUGUAUAAUAACAAGGAUGAAGAGCCAUCAAAAUAGCUUCUCCCACCAGAAACCAUCACAUUUCUUCAGUAUAGAAACAACAGUGAAAAGUCAGAAUUGGAUUUAUUUUUAAUUCUUUAGAUAGUUUACAUGAGCAGUAUUUGGAUUCUUUAAUUUGUAUAUUUAAUGUUGUCCUUUGGCAUGAGUUCUGUUUCAUGAGUUUUAUUUAGGUCUUCUUUGAAGCUCUAUAGCAGAGAACGUUCUUUACUGAAUAGUCACAUUUCAGUGUUGUAUUUUCCUUAAUAGAAGUGGGAGGGGAACCUCAUGUGUAUUUUAAUUUGUCUUCAGUCACCAAUAAAAUGUGGAAUAUUGUUUUGAA
Messenger RNA from Zalophus californianus (California sea lion), 6345 nucleotides. RefSeq names its product uveal autoantigen with coiled-coil domains and ankyrin repeats (gene UACA). NCBI's taxonomy places the organism in Eukaryota, Metazoa, Chordata, Mammalia, Carnivora, Otariidae. The record is from RefSeq and is a predicted model, not a curated record. Gene Ontology annotation, molecular function: actin binding. Bases 398 to 4609 code for a protein of 1403 amino acids. The transcript has 19 exons.